Messenger RNA from Andrographis paniculata, 3686 nucleotides. Its product is annotated as probable LRR receptor-like serine/threonine-protein kinase At4g36180. The record is from RefSeq and is a predicted model, not a curated record. The transcript has a single exon. NCBI's taxonomy places the organism in Eukaryota, Viridiplantae, Streptophyta, Magnoliopsida, Lamiales, Acanthaceae. Gene Ontology annotation, biological process: protein phosphorylation. Gene Ontology annotation, molecular function: protein kinase activity; ATP binding; protein binding. Gene Ontology annotation, cellular component: plasma membrane. The coding region runs from base 206 to 3538 and encodes 1110 amino acids.
ACUCCCCACUUUCACCUAGAAGACUGAAGACUCCCUCCGGCAGUCCGGCGUCCACUCAACGCCGCAGCAUACCGCCGACCGCCGAUGCCUCUCCCAGCCGUCACCACUCACCGUCCGCCAUUCCCAUUUUUCUAAAAUAUAUCUUCUCCAUCCACACUCCAACCAGUAUUACAUAUCCCAAAUCUUUUUGCCCUACACAACAACAAUGGCCGCCGCCGCUUUCUUCUUCCUUCUCUUAAUCUCCGCCGCGCCGGUGAUCCCGGCGGAAGUGAAUGUGGAUAAUACCCAAGCGGAGAUCCAAGCUUUGAGCGCCAUUAAGACGAGCCUCCGAGACCCCCUCGGCGCGUUAACCGGCUGGGACCCAUCCUCGCCGUCGGCACCUUGCGACUGGCCAGGAAUCGGCUGCUCCGACCGCCGGGUUAGCGAGCUCCGUCUACCUCAUCUCCAGCUCACCGGAAACCUCUCUCCCCAAAUCGCUAAUCUCCGUAUGCUGCGGAAGCUCAAUCUCCGUUCCAAUUUCUUCAACGGCACCAUUCCCGCGGCCCUCUUCCGGUGCCCUCUCCUGCAAUCGAUCUUCCUCCAAUACAAUUCCUUCUCCGGUAACCUCCCGCCGGAGGUAUCUAACCUCACCAGUCUUCUAGUCCUUAAUGUUGCUAGCAACAGCUUAUCCGGCGAAGUCCCUAGAGACCUGCCUCGAAGCCUCCGGUUCCUGGACCUUUCGUCCAACGCAUUUUCCGGCGAAAUACCGAGGAACAUUUCCGGCGGGUCCCAGCUGCAGCUCGUCAAUUUGUCGUACAACCGGAUUUCCGGCGAGAUUCCCGCUACUAUCGGGGAGAUCGAGAAUCUUCAGUAUCUCUGGCUGGACUAUAACAGCUUGCAAGGCACGCUGCCUUCUGCUCUGGCCAAUUGUUCGGCGCUCGUGCAUUUCAGUGCCGAGGGCAACGCAAUCGGCGGCGUGGUGCCGGCGGCGAUCGGCGCGCUUCCGAAGCUUCAGGUUCUCUCCUUGUCGCACAACAAUUUAUCCGGCGGCGUGCCGGCGUCUCUGUUCUGUAAGAAUUCUGAUACUCAUACUCCGCCAUCGAUUCGUGACGUCCGAUUAGGGUUCAAUUUUUUCACCGGAAUUGGUACGCCGCCGGCGUCCGCCAUAUGUUCGAGCGCAGUACAGGUUUUAGAUCUUCAGGAAAACCAGAUAUCUGGUGGAUUUCCGCCGUUUCUUACCAAUGUCUCCUCAUUAACAUCGAUUGAUCUUUCCGGAAAUUCUCUUUCCGGUUCGAUUCCCGGCGACAUUGGAACUCUGCAGCUCUUGGAAGAGCUCAAACUGGCGAAUAAUUCCUUCAAUGGUACAAUUCCAUCCGACCUCAGAAACUGUCGAAACUUGACAGUUCUCGAUCUCGACGGGAAUUCAUUUUCCGGCCGAAUUCCUGAAUUCAUGUCUGAACUGACCAAUUUGAAGAUACUAUCUCUCGGUGGGAACAACUUUUCUGGUUCAAUUCUUUCCAGUUUCAGUAAUCUGACAUCACUUGAAACUCUAAACUUGAGAGGCAAUGGCCUGACGGGGAUGCUCGACGAACUGAUGGUUUUAGGCAAUUUAAGUUCGUUAGAUCUAAGCGGGAACAACUUCUCCGGCGCAGUUCCGGCGAGCAUCGGAAAUUUGAAGCAACUAACAUCUCUAAAUUUGAGUGGCAAUGGAUUUUCCGGCAGCAUCCCGGAGAGCAUUGGAAGUUUGUUUAAACUGUCAUCUCUUGAUCUGAGCAGACAGAAUCUCUCGGGGGUAUUGCCGACGAAUCUCAUCGGCCUCCCUAACCUGCAAGUGAUCGCAUUGCAGGAAAACACAUUUUCUGGUGAGGUUUCCGAAGGGCUAAGUAGCUUAUUAGGCUUGCGGUACUUGAAUCUUUCUUACAAUUCAUUUUCCGGCGGCAUUUCUCCGACAUUUGGGUUCUUACAGUCGCUAGCUGUUCUGUCAUUAUCCAACAACCACAUUUCUGGAUCAGUUCCGCCGGAAUUGAGCAACUGCUCGUCGCUCGAAGUCAUCGAUCUUUCGUCGAAUUCAUUAAUCGGAAGUAUUCCGAUAGAUUUUUCGCGCCUCGCACGAUUGAGGGUUCUUGAUUUGGGUAACAACAAUCUCUCCGGCCUAAUCCCGGAGCAGCUUUCGAAUUGUUCCUCGUUAGCUUCGCUUUCGCUCGAUUCAAACAAUUUGACGGGGGAAAUUCCAGCGAAUCUUUCGCUGAUCUCUAGCUUGGUCGAUUUCAAUGUGUCGAACAACAACUUAGACGGUGAAAUCCCGCCAUCAUUGAGUUCUAGAUUGGAUGAUCAAUCGUUGUUCGCGGGAAAUCCCGACCUCUGCGGGAAGCCUUUAGGUCGAAACUGCGAUGAUGACGAUAAUGGCGCUGGUAAGAACCGAUUCAUCAUGUUCGUAGCCGUGGCCGCCAGUGGAAUCCUCCUCCUGCUGUCGUGUUGCUGCUUCUACAUCUACAGUUUCUUGAAAUGGCGCGAGAAGGUUCGUAGAACGUCGACGGGGGAGAAGAAGCCGAGCCCGGGGAGAGCGAGCUCGAGGGCCAGCGGAGGUCGUCGCAGCAGUGAAAACGGUGGGCCGAAGCUCGUUAUGUUCAAUAACAAGAUCACUCUUGCCGAGACGCUCGAAGCGACGAGACAAUUCGACGAGGAGAAUGUUCUUAGCCGGACGCGUCACGGCGUGCUGUUCAAGGCGUGUUACAACGACGGGAUGGUGCUGGCAAUCCGUCGCCUAUCGAACGGUACCGUCGACUUGAACACGUUUCGAAAAGAGGCGGAGGCGAUGGGGAGAGUCAAGCAUCGGAAUCUGACGGUGCUGCGUGGGUACUAUGCAGCCCCGCCCGACCCAAAACUCCUCGUCUACGACUACAUGCCGAACGGAAACCUCGCGACGUUGCUGCAGGAAGCGUCGCACCAGGACGGGCACGUCCUGAAUUGGCCAAUGCGGCACCUGAUCGCGCUCGGGAUCGCCCGAGGCCUCGCGUUCCUGCAUGCAUCGUCGAUGGUGCACGGCGACGUCAAGCCGCACAACGUUCUUUUCGAUGCCGAUUUCGAAGCCCAUUUGUCGGAUUUUGGCCUGGAGAAGCUCAUGAGUUCGUCCCGAGGGGAAGCAUCGACGUCGGCGUCGGUCGGGACGUUGGGAUAUACGGCGCCUGAGGCAAUGCUGACGAAUGGAGUGAGCCGGGAGUCGGAUGUGUACAGCUUCGGGAUCGUCUUGUUGGAGCUCUUGACGGGGAAGAAGCCGGUGAUGUUCACGCAGGAUGAGGACAUUGUGAAAUGGGUGAAAAGGCAGCUCCAAAGGGGGCAAAUCGCCGAGCUUUUGGAGCCGGGUCUGCUCGAAUUGGACCCGGAGUCGUCGGAAUGGGAGGAGUUUUUGCUAGGAAUAAAGGUUGGGCUAAUUUGCACGGCGACGGAUCCGAACGACCGGCCGACGAUGACGGAUGUGAUGUUCAUGUUGGAGGGGUGCCGAGUCGGGCCGGAUAUCGCAUCAUCGGCAGACCCGACGUCGCUGCCUUCUCCGGCAUGAUCGGAGGCCGGAAUUUGUGAAUUGAGCAUCGGUUUACGUUAUGGUUGUUGGUUAAAUUUUUUGAAGUCAAUUUUAUGGAGGGAAAGGAUGAGGGAAAAGAACAUGUUGAUUUGUUGUUAAUGGACUUACAUUUUGGUUAAAAUUGAAU